Molecule: messenger RNA, 1161 nt
Organism: Phytophthora sojae
Lineage: Eukaryota; Oomycota; Peronosporomycetes; Peronosporales; Peronosporaceae
Exons: 3
Coding region: 1-1161 (386 amino acids)
Source: RefSeq, a predicted model, not a curated record
AUGCGUCUUGCCUCGCUAUCACGCUGGCUGUCGAGCGCUGUUCACGCCUGGAAACAUCUCCAAGUCAGCUACUACGGCGGCAAAUACUCCGUCGAGCGGCUGCUUGCCCUCGAUGAGUACACAAGGAACACACCGCUAUCGCGAGUGCUGCUGGUGUGUAUCGGGACGCCUGUCCCUAUGGCGGUGCUCGUUAGCGCUCAAGCAUUAUUGUCACUACAAGAGCCAGCAGACGGGUGGAGAGCAAACUCCGGGUUCUGGAUUCGCUCGGGAAUUUUAUCCUUCACGGUGGCGGUCAUUUUGACAACGCAGGCGAUUUAUCACAUUGACGGAGUCACAACAUCAACGCUCCAAGUAUUGCUGCUGUCCGCGCUCACAUCCCUUCUUUUCACAAUUGGAGCCCUCGCCAUCUCAGCCGCUCUCAUCUUCCCCGUUCCGUUCUUCGUGCUGACGCUGUGCCCAAUAUUCUACGUGGCGUUAAUUACUUCGUAUCGAAUCGUGCUGGGAGAUGCCAUUUUUCGACAAAUGCUGCAGAAUCGAGACCAAACCGUUCGAUACAUCUACUUUGUAGGGGCGCGGAACGUCAUGGUUUUCACGUACCCGGCCUAUGAGACUUUAUUUCGCGCCGUGAGAGGGUCCGCGUAUCAACUUCCCGUCAUUCUCAUCCUUCCGUUCAUCAAGGUCGCCAUAAGAAACCUCGUUCUGCGCUGCAUGACUCACUUGGAGGACAUGAUGCCAGAGGCAGUGAUCUUCACGCGCCCCGUGAUUCUUCGUGAAGCGCUCGAGGCUCUUUUCACUACCGAGUGCAUUGUUGUCACGGCCUACCUCGAAGCUAUCAUCCCUUUCUUCUACUGUAGCUACAUGUUGGUAAGCUCACGCUAUCACACGGAGAUGGUCGGAGUCACGUCGGGCAACGUGGUGAAAACCAUUUUGCCAGUUUUCAACUUUGGAAUCCUGCAGUUGGCAACGUUCUUGGUGCUGGCAGCAGUCAUCAAGCGGAACUGUGGGAUGAAAAUGCUGUACCAGCUCGCGUUUGUGUUGGAAACGCACAUGCCGCUGAUUCAAGGAAAAUUUAUGUUCUGGGUGCUUAUCGUGUUAUGCUUUCGCAUCGUGCACUUUGGUGUUGAUUUCAGUUUCCAGUUCAAAAAGGGGUUUUACAGCUAG